CUCAACUACCUGAUUACCAUCGACAGUACUGGCAAGCUCCGGUGGGCACGUAAUGGAGAGCUGGUCGACACCACUGCCGGCCGGUACAAGGACGCAGGUGGUGGGCGGGGAAUUGUGCCAUUCGAAGCACCCGACAUCACCCAUGAGCCCAGGGCCAGCUUCAGUGCCCCUUCGCCGGACACAGGCCCAAGCUCCGGCUCCAACUCCUCGCUCGCGGACAGCCAGAUGAUGCAUUAUGUCGGCCUUCGGAGACAACCGAAGAACCCUGUCAAGAGGGUGUUGUGGAAGAACUUCACGCUUAAAGGAUUGGUGGACAAACUGCUCCGCAAGACCAUCAAGCGCAAUACCUGGAUCUAUGUCUCGGUGAGUACCUGC
Trametes versicolor FP-101664 SS1 is the source of this 375-nucleotide messenger RNA. RefSeq lists its product as uncharacterized. The record is from RefSeq and is a predicted model, not a curated record. Lineage: Eukaryota; Fungi; Basidiomycota; Agaricomycetes; Polyporales; Polyporaceae. The transcript has a single exon. The annotation marks the transcript as partial.